This is a messenger RNA of Scomber scombrus (Atlantic mackerel), 4158 nucleotides long. Its product is annotated as KIAA1549-like b. Bases 1 to 4158 code for a protein of 1385 amino acids. The transcript is spliced from 22 exons. Lineage: Eukaryota; Metazoa; Chordata; Actinopteri; Scombriformes; Scombridae. The record is from RefSeq and is a predicted model, not a curated record.
AUGGCUCCCGGUUUGAGGAGUGGGCAAACAGGUCAUCCCGAGGAGGUGGUGGGAGCCGGCGGAGCGGACCUCGCUGCCGCCGGUGGUCACUCGCCUCGAAGGACGGAUACCGGAGGAGAGCGGAGGUGUUUGAGGACCAAUCGGCGAGUCGGUGCAGCGGGGAUGCUUGCAAACUGUCUGCUGUCUGCGGGGACGUUCUUACUUCUUGUCCGGUGCGCUUUGGCCGCAGAGGAGAAAACCACCUAUGAUGCCUCUGGCUCCUCGUCUUUACCAAGUGACCCCACAGUCACACCUGCUCCUUCUCAUCCAUUGGCCAACAUGUUGGUGGCAGAGGAGGUGCCUUUUUCAGUCAUCCACUCAGAUGGUGACUCUGAGUCUGAGGGGGGAGGUUUAUCAGGCCAGCCUGCCUUUUCGUCUGUCUUAACCGUCAUGGCAGGGACUGUCAAACAUCCAUUGAGUCUCUCUCAAAGCAGAACCUCACCGACUAUCACCAGGGACGAGACCCACACCACCCAAUGGCCUUUACAUAGUUCCAGCCAGGGCUCAGAGAUGUCCUCUUCCUCCUUGUCUUCUGUGGGAGCUAAUGGAAACCAACCUGACAGCUCAGAGGCGGGGUGGGAUGAUUUAACUGCUGAAACACCCAGAGCAGUUGCACCUACUCUCCCCAAAGAAAAAGAGGCCAGUCUAGCCCCCUCUCAAUCAGCCAGAACUGAUCUUUCUGCUGGGCCCACCGAGAGGACAUCUCAGGUAUCACCUCUGACCCCUCGACAGGACACCACAACAGCCUCUGUGAAGCUUACCACCACGACUCUAGCUUCAACCACUGAAUCUAAAAACCCCACCAUUACCAUCCCUUCCUUAAGAGUCACCACGCAGUCAACUACUACAACCACACCACAGCCUGCACCUGCGACCAGGAGAACCACCACCACAACUGUUAGGGCUCCAAUUAGCAGGCGAACGCUCACACCACCUGUCCAGAGGAUGACACCAUCCAGGGGGGCCACCACCAUCUUUAUCUCCCCUUUCACCACCACCACGGAAGCUCCACCACAACAGUGCAACAUUACAGAGAGAAUGUGGGUGCGAACAGUUGUCUCUAUCUAUGUGAGAAGGAACAGACUGGACAGCAUCCAGAGACAGAAUCUGCGCAGGGGAUUAAGUCAAGGCCUCCGAAAAGCUCUGAAUGAUAGUUCAGUCCAGGCACAGGUCGAGACUGUUUUUGGUUCUCCUAACAUGACGGUGGCUUAUCAUGUGACUGGAGGGGACAUGGUUUACCCCCCUUCUGUGGUGCUAGAUGGUUUGGGCUCCUAUGGCCGUGAUAAGCUGAUUGCAGACCUACGACAGUACCUCCCCAUGGUAACAGCCCUGCCCCUCCCAGCUGCAUUAUGGAGACCCAGCCCAGCCCCUGGCUUCCAGCUGAAAACAGUUUUGCAGUUUGUGGGGGCAGGUGAUGAUCCACGUUCUUGUCGAUUCUCUCAAAUGAUGGAGCAGAGGCUUGAGAAGGUGUUUUCUGAAGCACAGGCCAAAGUGCUCAACAUCAAAAGCAGACUCUCUGCUCAGAUGCUGAGUGUCACCCAGGCAGCAGGCUCUCCCGCUGUAUCGUUGAUCUACACUGUGAAGAAUGGGACUGUCUUCCUUAAUGGUACCACUGCCUCAAACCUCCUUGGUCAGCUGUCAGCGGAGCUGGUGGGCUACUUCCUCUUCUAUCCACCACUUGUCAUUGCUGAGCCACUGGAGUAUCACAAUCUGAACACCUCAGUCGCUACCAGAGACUUCUGGGUUAUUACAGUGAUCCAGGACGUGGACAAUGCCAGCCUCGAGGGACAGUACCAAAGCUUUGCCAGUCUAAUGGAGCUGCGGCUGGCAGAGUUGUUUGUGCUGGCAGGGCAGCACGGCACUCGUUUCAGACGAGCUACCACUGUAGGCAGCUACACUGUCCAGAUGGUGAGUGUCCGUAGGGUGUCAGGGUUGAAGAAUCCAGCAGAGAUGACUUACUAUGUCCAGCACAAUGGCGUUCCUUUAGCGGGGACGUCAGCUGCCAAGGUCCUGAAUACAGUGGAUUCUCAGACCAUGGCACUCACCCUGGGCUACUUUGUCCAACUGCAAGCAGAACCUGUGGUCAAAAACCCUCCUAAUAACCUCUGGAUAAUCGCUGCAGUGUUGGCCCCCAUUGCUGUAGUAACACUCAUUAUCAUCAUAAUCACAGCUGUGCUGUGCAGGAAGAACAAAAAUGACUUUAAAGCUGAUGCCAUCGGCAACCUCAAUCCACGAGCUAAGAUGGCGUAUCGCAGAGAUGUGGGUUAUUAUCACCAGCCAGUGCAGGGCUUUGACUAUGCCAAGCAGCACCUGGGCCAACAGGGAGGAGAUGAGGAGACCCUGCCUGCCAGUCAGGAUACCUUAGUGAUGUCCCUACAUAUUCGGGACACACCCCUUUCACUGGAGAAGGCCCUGCAACAGGAUGGCACGGCCAACAAGAAGAGCCUCACUGCUGACAAACACAAAAGCAAGUUGCUGAGUGAGGAUGGUUCCGUCAUCAGCAACGAAUCAGAGAAGCUGAAUUCCGGCAGGGGCUUGACAGUGCCGAAAGUCACAGCACAGCAGAAACUGACAAAGGAGGAGACGCGCAAGAGGGACGAUCCAUAUGACACCUCCUCUGGCUCCCUGCAGCUCAUUUCCAUAAAGCCCAUGGCAGCUCAGCCCAACUGCUCACACCCUGCAUCCUCUGACCGCAGCCAAGACUCAGUUGUCGUCAAUGGAGAGGUGAGCCUGGCUCUGAAGCAGAAGUCAGACAUUGAGCACUACAGGAACAAGCUGAGGCUAAAGGCUAAGAGGAAGGGCUAUUAUGAUUUUCCUUCCACAGACGGCAGCAGCAGCGGUCGGGCACUGGCGCACAGACAGCGGCACUGCCAUGAGAGGGCAGCCGGUGAGCAUGGCAGACCAAUGGAGCCUGAUGAUGAGCGAGGUUCCACUUAUGUCAAGUCUCACAGGAGGCACUCCCAGGUAGGGCAGACAGCCUAUCGCAGCAGACAGAGCUUGAGUAGCCCAAGUCCUGGAGGAACAGAGAUGGACCUGCUUGUGAUGAGGGAGAGACCGAGGAGAGGCAUCCGCAACAGUGGCUAUGACACUGAGCCUGAGUUGAUUGAGGAGACGAAUGUUGACCGUUUAAUGGGUCAUCGGGGGUACAUGUAUGGCCGUGGCUUGAAAGGACACUCAGAGACAUCCACUCUGAGCUCACAGCCAUCCAUUGAUGAAGUACGUCAGCAGAUGCACCUGCUGCUGGAGGAGGCAUUCAGUCUGGCUUCAGGAGGGCAGUCUACAUCCGGAAGGCACUCCCACCACCACCCACCUCCUGACCACUACAGCCCCGCACCGCCUCCCCUCCCCUACACAGAUGUAGUGACCAGCGCUCCAGGCACAAUGAGCUGUGGACGGGGAGGACUGCAGUGGGUACCAUCUUAUGGUGCAGAGCUGUAUCAGUGCAGUCUGCCCAAACCAGCCUUUCGCUUCACCCAGCUCCCUGACAUGGCAAUGAGCUCUCCUCCCCCUUUACCACCUCGCACUGGACCUCCUCCUGGGACCUCCUUAAAGCGUUCCACUUCUGACUUGGGGCCUAAGGGAAGGAACUCUGAGACAUCUGUCACUGAAAUGCAGAGUCAACAUGACAACAACCCAUAUGGGCCAACAGCUAGAGCAGCACUUCCAUCUAUCACUGCAGAGCAGCCUGUGUCCAACUACUCAGGAAACCCAAUAACAGCUGUCUACGCAAUCCCAGCCACCAGGCCUGGAUACUCAGAAUAUUUUGUCUCCACACCAACCACCUCCUAUCACAGUCCCUCCUGGAUGUCCUACCCACCUGAACCUGAGGAUGUGCCACCACAGUGGGCAGACUCUGUGCCCCUGCCAGGGUAUGUAGAGGCUUUUCCUCAUCCUCGCUACCCACAGGGGAGCCCCACCAGACUCCCUUUGCAGUAUAACCAGGCACUGGAGCAGCUACCCACUGCCCCUAGCACAGCACCCCAGCAAAGCCUGCCCCAGGUGGUCAAGAACAUGGACAGCAUGCCCCUGAGCAGCCUCUCCACCUCUGCACUUGUGCAGGCUAUCCGGCAGGAGGUGGCCAAGCUGGCGAAGAAGCAGAAUGACAUGUUUGAGUUCUAG